AUGUUUGCAAAGCAUUUCUUCACAAUUUAUAAUAAACUUAAGGAGAGUGAAGCAACAGAUGGAAUGCCACCAUACUUUAAGUUUCUCACACUUCUAUCCUUUCACGUAUUUCUUGAAGAAUGUGUCGACGUGGCCAUCGUAGAAGUCGGAAUUGGUGGAGAGUAUGACUGCACGAAUAUCAUCCCACAUCCUGUCGUCUGUGGUAUCUCCACAUUGGAUAUUGAUCACACUUCUAUACUGGGAUCUACUUUACCUUCUAUUGCAUGGCAUAAAGCCGGUAUUCUGAAGAAUGGUUCGCCAGCAAUCACGAGUUCUGCUCCUCCUGAUGCUUAUGCUGUGAUGGCGAAGCGUGCCGAAGAGCGUGAGGUGAGCUGUUUCAAAACAAAGUACUUUCAAGACCAUAGCGCUCCAUAG
Molecule: messenger RNA, 414 nt
Organism: Cooperia oncophora
Lineage: Eukaryota; Metazoa; Nematoda; Chromadorea; Rhabditida; Trichostrongylidae
Source: the annotation of a GenBank genome assembly